Molecule: messenger RNA, 1992 nt
Organism: Puccinia graminis f. sp. tritici CRL 75-36-700-3
Lineage: Eukaryota; Fungi; Basidiomycota; Pucciniomycetes; Pucciniales; Pucciniaceae
Exons: 6
Coding region: 1-1992 (663 amino acids)
Biological process (GO): secondary metabolic process
Molecular function (GO): CoA-ligase activity
Source: RefSeq, a predicted model, not a curated record
AUGACUCACCCAGACCAACUCCUAGCCUCGACCAGCCGGCCGGUGGGCGAUGAAAUCCCCUGCUGCCCGUUGCACGAGUUCCUAUUCUCCAAUCCAUUUCGGCAGGAUAGUCCGAUCAUCACCCGGGCACCCUCGCCAGUCACUCGAGCCCACCAUAUACCCCUCAUCCCCCCUCAAAAGCCUAUCUUUAUGGACUCUGAUCCUGAUAGCAUCGAGCAUCCAUUGACUUGGCUGCAGCUACGGCAAAGGUCCGCCGCCGUAGGCUAUCAAUUGAACCAUCAACUCGGUCUCAAUCCCUCUGCUCUAGUCACCUCACAAGCUUCCGACCACCCGCCUGGACGUUCGUCCGGCCUACUAUCACCAGUCGUCCUGCUCUACCUGGCAAAUGGGAUCCCAUUCGUGACCAUACUUCUGGGAGCUCUGGCCGCUGGCUUAACGUUCACGACCGUCAACCCCUCCUACACGUGUCACGAGCUGGUGGAUGUCUUGCGUGCUUCCAAACCAGCGUUGAUCGUCACCUCACCGUUUGGCCUGACAACCAUGCUCGAAGCGUUGUCCUUACUCCAAGAGCCCCAACUCAGAAGGUGGUUGAUGGAGCAUAUCUACAUCGUCGAUUCCCCGACCACGGACCGGCUUCCAAGUUGCUUCUUCAAAGACUCCAAGACUUCCCAAACGAAGGCGCCCAACGGAGAAAUUGCAACGUUUGCGGAUUGGAAAACGCUUCUGCAACCACCGCCUUUGGGCACAGAUUACCAGCCAUUCCAGUUCUCCAAGCCUGCACGCGAAUCCAGGCUCAGGAUUGCCGCCAUCAUCUGGAGCAGUGGAACCAGCGGGAAGAGCAAAGGCGUCCUGCUCAGUCACUACGCGAUGGUCCAUUCGAUCAUUUCCUUUUGGCACCAAAAACUCGACUAUGGACCGGAUGAAAGGACAAUCGGCUUGGUCCCGUUCUGUCAUGUCAUGGGACUCCAGGCUAUUGUCUUGUUCUCCAUAGCCGCAGGCUCGACAGUGUACAUCAUGCAGAAGUUUGAACCUCGGCGAUACUUGGAGGAGAUCACCAAGAACCGGAUUACCUCCUUGCAAAUCGCGCCUCCGAUAGCCGCCUUUUUGGCAAAGUCUCCGCUGUUGGACGACGGGCGUUAUGAUUUGAGGAGUGUGACAAACUCGAUGAGUGGCGGGGCGCCGCUGGCACCGGAUAUUGUCAAGGCAGUGUUCAAGAGAUGCGGCUUUUUGGUGAAAUCAGGUUACGGGUUAUCAGAAGCGGGUCAUGUGGCCAAUCAGCUCGGUGCGACGAUCUCCGACCUGCUGCCCCAAUUGGGGACGGUGGGCGAAGUGAUGUACGGCGUCGAGCUGAAGAUCCUCUCGGUCCGCACCAAGCAGCUGGCUGCAAGAAACGAAGAGGGUGAAAUCGUCAUUCGAUCGCCCAGCUUGAUGAGUGCAUAUCUCGACAAUCCGUUGGAAACGAGCCAGACGCUUGAUCGAGAGGGAUGGCUUUACAGCGGCGAUCUGGGCUUUCUUGAUAGCCACGGAAGACUUUCUAUCACCGGGAGGCUGAAAGAAAUCAUCAUGGUCAAGGGAUAUCAAGUGUCUCCUUCAGACUUGGAGAUGUUGAUUAGCAAGAUCGACGCCGUCGGCGAGGUCGCAGUGACUUCCUUUUACUGCGACGAUCAAGCUACUGAGUUCCCCAGGGCCUACAUCGUCCCGCAAGGUGCCGAGCUGACUGCGCUGUGUGAAAUCGUCGACAAUAGCCAUCGUUCCCCGGCGCUCCAUCCCCGGUACAAUGAUCUCACAAAGCUGGCCCUUCAAAUCAAAGAAUUUGUCGAAUCUCACAUGGUUCAUUAUAAGUGGUUGAGAGGAAACAUCAUUCUGACCUCACACAUCCCGAAGUCGCCCAGUGGAAAGGUUCUCAAACGAAUCUUGAGCACCAUCCAAGGAGUCGAGAUCCCGCUCUAUACGAGCCCAAAGGAGUCUGAUCGUCCCAGCUCGAAACUGUGA